Trypanosoma grayi is the source of this 1014-nucleotide messenger RNA. Its product is annotated as putative activator of 90 kDa heat shock protein ATPase 1-like. The transcript has a single exon. Lineage: Eukaryota; Euglenozoa; Kinetoplastea; Trypanosomatida; Trypanosomatidae. Gene Ontology annotation, molecular function: protein-folding chaperone binding; ATPase activator activity. Bases 1 to 1014 code for a protein of 337 amino acids. Gene Ontology annotation, biological process: protein folding; positive regulation of ATP-dependent activity. Gene Ontology annotation, cellular component: cytosol. The record is from RefSeq and is a predicted model, not a curated record.
AUGGCGCGUGUGGGAGAGGGAGACCCGCGGUGGAUUGUGAACGAGCGGAAGGAUGGUCAGAACGUCAACGCGUGGCAUUGGGAAGAGCGUGAUCUCUCCAAUGAGUGCCAUGAGGAGCUGAAGCGGCGGCUGAAGAACUUCGCUCUGUGUAGCGAGGACGGCGUGGAGCUAUGUGCAACGGAGGUGAGCGAAAUCAGUGGCGACGUCACGGUGGCGCAGCGCAAGGGCAAGAUGAUGUGCUACUUCGAGCUCAAGCUUACGAUCAAGUGGGCGGGUGGUGGUGACGUUACCGGGCGUCUCACGCUGCCGGAGGUCGAUCACGACAACUUCCGAGGUGAGUAUGACAUUGUCGUCAGCACCACCGACGGCGACGCGGCGUCGCAGAAGGCGGACGCGUUGAUGCGCUCGAAGGGGCGCGCCGCUGUUCGUGCCGUCAUCGCGGACUACUUCAACCAGCUCUUCGAGACGUAUCAAAUCGGUAAAAACUUGAAGAAUGCCUCGUCGUUGCCACCACCGCCUCCGCCGCCGGCAUCCACAGAGAAACAGGCGGCAUCUACUGGCGGGAGCGCCAAGGGCGGCUCUGCAGCAGCACAAUCGCCAGACAGCAUGGCCACUAAUUUCUCGUGGCAUAUGCGCUGGCGCGUGCCUGCUGAGGAACUUUUCAUGGUGCUUAUGAACGAGCAGCGUGCCUCCGUGUACACACGGUGUCCGGCAAAGAUUGAUCCACGCUCUGGUGGCACGUUUGAGUUUCUUAAUGGCGUCAUCACGGGCUACUUCGUUGAGGUGGUGCCAAACGAGAAGGUGAAGAUGCAGUGGCGGCUCCAAGGCUGGCCGAGCGGCGUUCACAGCUCUGUCGUGAUGGCGUUGAAGAAGGAGGAGCCCGGUGUGUCACUGCUCGAGUUUGCGCAAGUUGGUAUUCCAGAGGGUGAGCUGCUAAGCGUGCAGGAAGGAUGGAAGGCUAACUUCUUCGAUGCCAUUAAAAUGGUUUUCGGCUUCUCGAUGGAGUACAUUUGA